AUGGAGAAGCACAUUUUCUUACUGAUUCUUCUACUUGUAAUUCAAUAUUACUCUGUUGCUUCCUCAAAUGAAACUGAUCAACAAGCUCUACUAGCUUUCAAAAAUCUUAUUACAAGUCCUAAUCAUUUUUUGGCCAAUAAUUGGACCAAAAAUACUUCUUUUUGCUCUUGGUUUGGUGUCACUUGUAGUUCAAAAAGGCAAAGGGUUGUGGCCUUGGCUCUUCCUAAUUUGCAACUUCAAGGCACAAUUUCCCCGUCUUUGGCCAAUCUGUCCUUCCUCAGUGUUCUCAAUCUCGAGAACAACAGCUUCCGUGGUGGCAUCCCUUAUGGACUUGGUCACUUGCCUCGCUUGCGAGUGGUUGAUAUUCAAAACAAUCAGCUCAACAGAAGUAUACCAGCAAGUCUAUUUCAACACCGGAGAGUUCAAGUAAUUUCAUUAGCUUUCAAUGAACUCGGUGGUGAAAUGUGGAAAGGGCCAUGGUAUGUCCCUGAACUCAGAGUCUUGGAUCUCACCAACAACAGCCUCACAGGUAUGAUCCCUCCUCCUGUUGGAAAUGCCACAAAAAUGAUGAACUUCAGUUUGUCUGGGAAUAGAGUCAGCGGCAACAUUCCAAAGGAGAUCAGUAAUCUGAGCCAACUUGCAGACUUGUACUUGACUGAUAAUCAAUUAACAGGUUCCAUUCCCGCAGCACUGUUUAAUAUCUCGUCACUACUUUCCAUACAUCUGCGAUUCAAUAGACUUUCUGGUCCUCUUUUGCUUGAUCAAGGGAAUAUUGUGUCAAAUCUGAAGUUUUUAAGUAUAUCUAACAACCAAAUUUCUGGUUGCAUUCCUUCCAACAUAUGCCAACUCAAAGAGCUCAAAUGGUUGUCUUUAUCUUUCAACAACAUAACCGGAGACAUUCCCAGAAAUAUUGAUUGUUUAUCUAAGCUUGAGGGGUUCUCUAUUGGCAAUAAUCCAAUAAAAGGGAAUAUUCCUACUUCAUUGGGAAAUAUUUCCACUCUGCAUAUUCUUCAUAUUAGUAACAAUCACAUAGUGGGGCAAAUUCCUCCGGAAUUAGGGAAGCUAUCAAAUUUGAGGAAAUUAAUCUUAGCCCAAAAUUAUUGUCUCAUUGGUCAAAUUCCAGAGGCUAUUUUCAACAUUUCUUUGGAAAUAGUCAUGUUCAGUUACAAUAACCUCUCAGGGAGAAUUCCAACCACUACAGGUCUGCAUCUUCCGAACCUUAAAGAAUUUUACUUGGGAGCCAAUCAGCUGGAAGGGGAAAUUCCAUUGUUCAUAACAAAUGCUUCCAAGCUUGAGAUACUGGAUCUAGCACAGAACUUUCUCACAGGCGCUAUUCCUACUAAUUUAGGAAAUCUUCGUGAGCUGCGAGUACUGUUCCUACAUACUAAUCAACUUACCAAUGAACCAAGAGAGCGUGAGUUGUUAUUCCUCAAUUCUUUGGCGGACUGUAGGAUGUUGAAAUAUCUACAAGUGGGUAACAAUCCGUUGAAUGGCGUUCUGCCAGAUUCUAUUGGGAAUCUUUCAUCUAAUAUUCAAAACUUUUAUAUAGCAUAUGCACACAUCAAUGGUCUCAUCCCCACAAGCAUAGGCAACAUGAGUGGACUUACAACCCUAGUUAUUGAAGGAAACAACUUGACAGGGAGUAUUCCUCCUGAGAUUGGUAAGCUUAAACUACUCCAAGGGCUGGAUCUGACUAACAAUAAAUUGCAGGGACAUAUUCCAGAGGCGAAUGCUUAG
Messenger RNA from Solanum verrucosum, 1737 nucleotides. Its product is annotated as LRR receptor-like serine/threonine-protein kinase EFR. NCBI's taxonomy places the organism in Eukaryota, Viridiplantae, Streptophyta, Magnoliopsida, Solanales, Solanaceae. The record is from RefSeq and is a predicted model, not a curated record. Bases 1 to 1737 code for a protein of 578 amino acids. Gene Ontology annotation, molecular function: protein binding. The transcript has 2 exons.